Molecule: messenger RNA, 649 nt
Organism: Schizophyllum commune H4-8
Lineage: Eukaryota; Fungi; Basidiomycota; Agaricomycetes; Agaricales; Schizophyllaceae
Exons: 1
Coding region: 33-284 (83 amino acids)
Source: RefSeq, a predicted model, not a curated record
CCCGAAUCGCACAGACCGUCAGCAGGCCGUAGAUGGCGCUCGAAGCUGCUCAGCGUCCUGCCAUGCUCAGUCAGCAGCUGCACCAGCGCACCCUCUACCGUGGACGCUCACGUGCACCGUCGGACGCAUACGGGCCCCGGGGUCCGCCCUGCGCGCGGGAGGUCUUCCCGCUUGCUUUCCGUGGUGCGCCGCGAACACUCGCGUCCUCCCCCUCCGCGCUUCCCGCGCAGCGUCACCUGCUUCGCCGUCCACGCUGGUCGCAUAUGUUCAUGGUUGUCAUCUAAUCGCAGGCGCGCGCCCACGAGCCCCCGCCGUGCACACCCCGGACCGCCUCGUGCACGCCAGCCUCCCUGGAUGGUCCCAGAUAGGGAUGGCCCGCCCGUGCAGUCAAGGUAUCGAUGUUGUUGCCCUCCGGCUGUGGUCCGCGUAGAGCUGUACAGUCAUGGAAGGUGAUUGUCCUAGAUUGAAGCGUCUUGUAUCCGAUUGAAGCGUCUGCGAUGCCGCCAUCUAGCAGGGAUCAUCAGGCCCAUCUACCGCUGAAACCGCGCUUCACCGAGAAACGAGGCGUGUCGAGGAGAAGAGAAGCGUCCAUAGAGUAAGUGGGCAACCUGCGAUCGUACAUUCACUGUUCGCCAGAGAGCAUAAGUGA